Sinocyclocheilus anshuiensis is the source of this 888-nucleotide messenger RNA. Its product is annotated as gremlin-2-like. The transcript is spliced from 2 exons. NCBI's taxonomy places the organism in Eukaryota, Metazoa, Chordata, Actinopteri, Cypriniformes, Cyprinidae. Bases 118 to 618 code for a protein of 166 amino acids. The record is from RefSeq and is a predicted model, not a curated record. Gene Ontology annotation, biological process: animal organ morphogenesis. Gene Ontology annotation, molecular function: receptor ligand activity; BMP binding.
CACAGACCGAGAGAACCCGUCAGAAGCAGGGAAGAGGCCCUCGUCGGCUCCGUUCAUGGACGACCCCUGGCCUCUGGACCGGCUCCGUCUCUGUCUCUGACCACACACUCGUCCAGGAUGAGCUGUAAGGUGGCGCUAUGGCUGCUGCUCGCCGGCCUGCUGUGCGUCGCCUCCACCGGCCGUAAGACCCGACCGCAGGGAUCCAUCCCGUCGCCCCACAAAACCGGCUCCAACACCUCCGACCGGCGCGCCCGCAAACAGGAAGUGCUGGCCUCCAGCCAGGAAGCUCUGGUGGUAACGGAGCGCAAGUACCUGAAGAGCGACUGGUGCAAGACGCAGCCGCUACGGCAGAUGGUCAGUCAGGAGGGCUGCAAGAGCCGCACCGUCAUCAACCGCUUCUGUUAUGGCCAGUGCAACUCCUUCUACAUCCCGCGGCACGUCAGGAAGGAGCAGGAGUCCUUCCAGUCCUGCGCCUUCUGCAGGCCGCAGCGCUUCACCAGCCUCACCGUGGAGCUCGACUGCCCCGACCUGCAGCCGGACGUCCGCUAUCGCAAGAUCCAGCGCGUCAAGCAGUGCCGCUGCAUGUCCGUCAGCGUGUCCGAGUCUGGGAAACAGUGAGAUCCUGACGACGUUUCACUGGAAAGUCCUGCUGCUAAUCUGAGCUGAAAGACUGCAAGGCUUCAUCACGUCAUCGCAAGACUGUCCUGCUGGACACCGGUCAAUAUCGGUCAGCACUAGUGUCCAACAGUCACCACUGAUCACUAUCGGUCAGGACUAGUGCCAACGGUCACUACUGAUCACUAUCGGUCAGCACUAGUGCCAACAGUCACCACUGAUCACUAUCGGUCAGCACUAAUGCCAACAGUCAUCACUGAUCACUAUCGGUCA